Messenger RNA from Tachyglossus aculeatus (Australian echidna), 3177 nucleotides. It is a transcript of the gene PPP1R13L, whose product is annotated as protein phosphatase 1 regulatory subunit 13 like. The record is from RefSeq and is a predicted model, not a curated record. Gene Ontology annotation, biological process: regulation of transcription by RNA polymerase II; positive regulation of cell differentiation. Bases 356 to 3034 code for a protein of 892 amino acids. The transcript is spliced from 12 exons. NCBI's taxonomy places the organism in Eukaryota, Metazoa, Chordata, Mammalia, Monotremata, Tachyglossidae. Gene Ontology annotation, molecular function: transcription factor binding.
UAGUUGAGAGCGGCGCUGCUCGGUGCAGGUACCCUGCUGGGGGUGGGCCAGGGUAUCCUUGCCCCCCGGCCGGUGUGAAGCCCCUUCCCCGCCGGAGAAACUGAGGCCGGGAGUCUCUGCCCCCCCGCUGUCUGUCCCAGAGCCGGGAGAACUACGAGUGCCAGGAUGGCGGCGGGGGAGCGCUCCCCACCUGUGGCCCUGUAAAACCUGCUUACUGCGCCCGUCCCGCAGCCGGACCCGGAGCCCCGGAACCUCGGAGAGGCUCGGAACCGGCACCGGAGGCCGCCCCCCAGCCCGGGAUUUAGCCGGACCCCCGGACCUCGCCUCUGCGCGGUGACCUGGCACCGGCCCCGCCAUGGACGGCGAGAGGCUGCCCAGCGCCCGAGACCUGUUGGACAUGAAUUUCCAGUCCCUGGCCAUGAAGCACAUGGACCUGAAGCAGAUGGAGCUGGACACGGCGGCGGCUAAAGUGGACGAACUGACCAAGCAGCUGGAGUCCCUGUGGUCCGACAACCCCACGCCGCCCCCUCCCUCGCAGGCCGGCGUCGCCCCGAGGCUGAGCCGCUCCAGCCCCGGCCCCGGCCCGGACCACGGCAGCCGGCCGCCUCCGCCACGCAGCCGGCCCCCCGACGGCUCCGAUCCCACCCCGGCCCUGGCCCCCUACAGCCCGCUGUCCCCCAAGGGCCGGCCCGCCUCCCCAAGACCCUCCAUCUUCCUGCAGCCCGAGACCUUCCCUACCCUGGGCCGGGCCCCAUCCCCCCGCCCCGGGGCCGUGGCCCUCCGCUCGGCUGGACCCCUGGACCACCCCGGGGCCGCCGCCUUCCGCCCCAUCCCCUCCCCGCAGUACCUGUCCAGCCGCGCCGCCUCCCCGCGGCUCGGGCCUUCCCACGCCGACGGCCCCGGCCCGCAGAUCUUCUUCCCGGACCGCGUCCCCUCACCCCGACCGACCCCGUCCUCCCCGUUCGACGGCUCCCCGCCCGCCGGAGCGGCCAGCGCCUUCGCCCCGCUCCGGGCUCAAGACGACCUGACCCUCCGGCGGAGACCCCCGAAGACCUGGAAUGAGUCCGACCUGGACCUGGUGUACGAGAAGAAGCCGUCACACAGCAGCAGCUACGAGCGUCUGGAUGUCUUCGGGGGGCUGCGCCAGGUGCCCCCGGGACUGCAGUUGUCACCGUGGCGGGAGUCCAGCCUGGAUGGGGCCGGCGGCCCCGGGAAGGACGGCUUGACCAGUUCCACUCUGCCCCGGAAUUACAAGGUGUCUCCGUUGGCCAGCGAUCGGAGACCGGAACCGGGGAGCUACCGGCGGUCUCUGCCCCCCGGGCCGCCGGGCACCCUGCCCCGGAGCUGGCAACCGGCCUCUCGCAUCCCCAUGCCCCCCGCCAGCGCCCCGGGCCGGGCCCCCCGUCAGCGCCCCAUCCCCCUCUCUAUGAUCUUCAAGCUGCAGAACGCUUUCUGGCAGUACGGGGCGGCCACGGCGGGGCCCCCCGGGUCCCCGAUCUUGAGCCGGGUCCUGUCCCAGUCCCAACCCGUGUCUCAGCCCCAGCUCCCCGCUCAGCCCCAGGCCCAGCCCCAGCUCCCCCCUCAGCCUCAGCCCCCUCCUCAGCCCCAGCAGCCCCAGCCCCCUCCUCAGCCCCAGCAGCCCCAGCCCCCUCCUCAGCCCCAGCAGCCCCAGCCCCAGGCUCCAGCCCCUCAAGUCCUCCCACCAGGUCGGGCCGUGGGCGUUGAAGAGGCCGCGAAGGCCGCCGAGCCGCUGGCCGACGCAGAGGCCGAGCUGGAAGGUCUCUUGCUGCUGCCGGUCAGCGAGGGGCCCGAGGCCGAAGAGGUGCCGCGGCCGCUGAGCCCCACACGGCUGCAGCCGGCGCUGCCCCCCGAGGCGCAGACCCUGCCCGAGCUGGAGGAGGUGGUCCGGGUCCUGGCCGACAUCCCCCGGCCCCUCAAGCGCCGCGGCUCCAUGGAGCAGAGCCCCGCGCCCGCCCUGCCCCCCACCCACAAGAAGCAGUACCAGCAGCUCAUCAGCCGCCUCUUCCACCGGCAAAGUCACCGCCAGGAUCCGGGCGGCGCCGCCGCCGCCACCGGGCCCGACCCCGACCUCGGCCCCAUCAACGAGGGCGCCGAGGCCAAGGCCCCGACCCCGGCCCCGCCGGCGCCCACCCCGCCCCCCACCCCGCCGCAGCUCCUCCUGCCCGAGCCAGCCGCCCCCCAGAGCCCGGUACGUGUCUGCCAGCAUCCCGCGCCCGUCCCUCCGUCCCUCCCUCCCUCGCCCUCGGUGAGUAGGCCGUCUCCCGGGCCGGCGGGCGGGAAGAAAGCCGGGGCCCGGAGGCGGGCAGCCGGACCACCCGCUGACCCCGCGCCCCUGCCCCAGGAGACCCGCUCGGUGCUGCGCAAGGCCGGCUCCCCGCGGAAGAGCCGCCGAGCCCGGCUCAACCCGCUGGUGCGGCUGCUGGACGCCGCGCUGACCGGAGAGCUGGACGUGGUGCAGCAGGCCGUCAAGGAGAUGAACGACCCCAGCCAGCCCAAUGACGAGGGCAUCACGGCACUACACAACGCCAUCUGCGGUGCCAAUUACAGCAUCGUGGACUUCCUCAUUGGCGCGGGAGCCAACGUGAACUCGCCGGACAGCCACGGCUGGACCCCGUUACACUGUGCCGCCUCGUGCAACGACACGGCCAUCUGCACGGCGCUAGUCAAGCACGGAGCCUCGGUCUUCGCCACCACGUUCAGCGACGGCGCCAUGGCAAUCGAGAAGUGUGACCCAUACCGGGAUGGCUACGCCGACUGCGUCACCUACCUGGCAGACGCGGAGCAGAGCCUGGGGCUCAUGAACAACGGGGCGGUGUACGCGCUCUGGGACUACAGUGCCGAGUUCGGGGACGAGCUGUCCUUCCGCGAGGGCGAGCCCGUGACCGUCCUGCGGCGGGACGGGCCCGAGGAGACCGACUGGUGGUGGGCGUCGCUCUACGGCCACGAGGGCUACGUGCCCAGGAACUACUUCGGGCUAUUCCCCAGGGUUCGGCUCCAACGCCACAAGGUGUAAACCAGGAUCGUCGGCGCUUCCUCAUCCUGCUGCGGUCACACGCACGGACCGAGCAUCUGGCUCAGACUGGGUGGCCGGAGCAUCCCCCUUCCCCCCAAUGCGCCCCUCCGUUUUAUUCUUCGUCAAUAAAAAGUGCCUUCAAU